Molecule: messenger RNA, 1902 nt
Organism: Cloeon dipterum
Lineage: Eukaryota; Metazoa; Arthropoda; Insecta; Ephemeroptera; Baetidae
Product: serine protease 53-like
Exons: 13
Coding region: 119-1855 (578 amino acids)
Biological process (GO): proteolysis
Molecular function (GO): serine-type endopeptidase activity
Source: RefSeq, a predicted model, not a curated record
GGCCUGGAUCUCGAAUAGUAAACAUGACAGUAGAGUACCACUUGAGAAACUUAAAUUAUUAUCAGUAAGACUAUAAGUUCGCGGCGAUCAUCAAGCGUAACAAGUUGCGAUUGUGAAAAUGAAGUGGCUGCCGAUUAUAUCGUUCGCGCUCCUUUGCCUCGCCCUGAGCGAGGGAGCCAGUCCCAAACGCCGUAGCAUAGGUUUUGUCCCUUUAACAGACUCUCCUGGUAGCAAAAUUAUUGGAGGUGAAAAUGCGGUUGAAGGCCAAAUUAAAUAUCAAGUUGGUAUUAGAAUGGACGAUUCGUACUUUUGCGGAGGUUCCUUGAUUUCGGACGUCGUUGUUCUAACUGCUGGUCACUGCGUUAAAGGAUUCUCGUCUUUUGAAGUGCAUCUGGGAGCGUUGAAUUUCUACGACGAGACAGAAGUAGGCCGCAUAAUUGUGAAUACAAAUGUGUCUACUUUGCAUGAAAACUACAAUGGCCUCGUCAUCAACAACGACAUCGCUUUGUUGCAUUUGCCAGACCCUGUUUCUGGACCAAAUAUCGAGGCGGUCAGACUUCCCUCCUGGACAAUGGCAAAUCAAACUUUUGCCAAUGAAACAGGCAGAGUGAGCGGCUGGGGAAAGCCAUCUGACAACGCCACAUCGAUCAGUCCUGACUUGAAAUUCGCCGAUGUGUUGAUCAUAUCCAACGAGGAAUGCCAAGCGUGGUAUGGAGAACUCGUCCUGAACAGCAACAAGAUUUGCAUUGGUACAAAUGGGGGCACCGAAAAUAUUUGCAGUGGAGAUUCUGGUGGCCCUCUUGUGAUUUAUGAAGAUGAUGGUUUGCCGACGGAAAUUGGAAUCAACAGCUUUGUCACUUCUUUUGGUUGCGAAUCGCGAUUCCCAGGAGGCCUAACUAGAGUUACUCGAUACUUAGGCUGGCUCGAAGUAAACGCUGGAAUUACCCUGCGACCUGGAUUUCUCGCUUGCAACAAGAUAGUCUUUUGUCAUUCGAUCGCUGUAAUCAUGAGAUUCAUCUUGGCGACUUGUUUGCUUUUCGCCGUUGCUCAGGCAACGGAUUGGGCUGAUGUUAGGCCAGCCCGUCAGCCUCAUCCACCUAUGCUCCGCAAACCCAAUUUUUCUAAGCACCGCAUCAUUGGUGGAGAAAAUGCCGUUGAGGGGCAAUUUAAGUACCAAGUAGCGGUUUUGAUAGAGGGUGCUGGAUUUUGCGGUGGUUCCCUUAUCGCUGAUGACGUUGUCCUGACUGCUGGACAUUGCAUCAACAACUUUGCGUUUUGGGAAGUGCAUGCUGGUGCUUUGAAUUUUGAUAACCUUGAGGAGCCGGGCCGCGUGGUGGUGUCUACAAAUAUCUCAACCUUGCACGAGGACUACAACGGAAUCAUCAUUAACAAUGACAUCGGCAUUUUGAAACUUUCAGAGCCCGUGUCAGGACCCAAUAUUGCUCCCAUCCGUUUGCCAUCUUGGUCGCAAGCCAACACCACAUUUGAUUAUCAGACCGCACGUGUUUCUGGUUGGGGAAAAUCCUCAGAUAAUUCAACCUCGAUCAACGUUGAUCUGAAGUUUGUCGACUUGAAAGUCAUUACUCAAGACGACUGCCUGGCCAUCUACGGACCCCUCGUGAUUAACGAGAACAAACUGUGCUGCGAUGCUGACGGUGGCGCAUCGUCCACUUGCAAUGGAGACUCUGGCGGCCCACUUGUGAUCACCGAGGAAGAUGGCGAGCCGACCGAGAUCGGCAUUGUCUCAUUUGGCGUUUCGCUUGGAUGUGAAUCGGGCUGGCCUGCAGCCUUCACCAGGAUCACCUACUACCUUGACUGGCUUGCACAGAAUGCUGGAGUAACAAUCAGACCAUAAUUGUGCUAUAUCGUGGCAAAAUAUAGAGCUUUUAAAUGAUGGUAUUA